Messenger RNA from Seriola aureovittata, 5301 nucleotides. It is a transcript of the gene cc2d1b, whose product is annotated as coiled-coil and C2 domain containing 1B. Gene Ontology annotation, molecular function: DNA-binding transcription repressor activity, RNA polymerase II-specific; RNA polymerase II cis-regulatory region sequence-specific DNA binding. NCBI's taxonomy places the organism in Eukaryota, Metazoa, Chordata, Actinopteri, Carangiformes, Carangidae. Gene Ontology annotation, biological process: regulation of transcription by RNA polymerase II. The transcript has 26 exons. The record is from RefSeq and is a predicted model, not a curated record. The coding region runs from base 159 to 2804 and encodes 881 amino acids. Gene Ontology annotation, cellular component: nucleus.
CAUUACCAUGUCAAACCACAGAAAUGAAACAGUUCUUGUGGAAACUACCAGAUGAAGUGGUGAAUUGGCAGGUGUCGUUUGGAUUACUGGAGUGUCGCCGAGGGGCUUGUUAAACAACAAGCCAAAACAACAACAACAACAACAACAGCAACACCAACAUGUUUGGUAAAAAGAAGAGAGCACCACAGCCCAAAGGCCAGGGCGCUGCUGCAGCCAAGCAGAUGGGUCUGUUUGUAGACCUGGACCCUGAGGAGAUGAUGAUGGGUAUGGAAGAGAAUCUGGAUGACCCGGACUUAGAGGCUGAACUUGCUGCUAUCACUGGAAAUAAACCUGCUGCUAGAGGGAGAGCCAAGCAGAAGGGGAAGAGCCCUUUGCCCAUGGAGGACAUUGCUAAAAUGGCUGAUGAGUGUAUGAGGGAUGUGGAUGAGGAUGAAGAUGAGAAUGAUGUGGAAGACGACGAAGAUCUGUUGGCAGAGCUACAGGAAGUGGUGGGUGAGGGGGAAGCUGAGGAUGUUGCAACUGUUUCCUCCACAUCUUCUGCUGCUGUUGAAUUUUCUCAAGUUGAGAAGCAGGAAGUAAUGAUCUCCUCAGCGGCUCCUGGCAGCCUCCAGCACACCCUGGAGGAGAGGGUGGCCAUGUACAAGACGGCCUUACAAAAUGCCAAGAGUGCAGGGGAGACUUCCAAAGCCAGGAGAUUCGAUCGAGGUUUGAAGACUUUGGAGACGAUGUUAGCUGCUGUGAAAAAGGGGAGACCUGUGAACGAGGCAGAAAUCCCUCCUCCUGUCGCCACCGGAGCCUCCGCCCCUCGGCCCGCUGUUCCUGCACGACCUGCUCCCCCUGUACCCUCGCGUCCUGAAUCCACUCCCUCAGAUCAGCAGGAGGAGUCGGAAGCCACAACACCAACGCCUUCAGUACCAGAGAUCGUCACGCCCACCAGUGAAGAGGAGCAGUCGUCAUCCACCACUGCACCCAGUCUGAGCAGCGUCCCAUCUCCAGAGGAGCAGAGAGAGGAACCUGCCGACCUGCUGCAGACCACUCAGACGGAUGCCAACGAGGCAACCAAGACGAUGCUUUUGGAGAGGCAGAAAGAAUACAAGAUGGCGGCUCUGAGAGCCAAGAAGCAGGGAGAUGUGGAGCAAGCUAAACUUUACUUCAAGACCAGCAAGAGGUUCGACGCAGUGAUUGAGGCGUUGGAGAAAGGACAAGCAGUCGACCUGAGUGGCCUUCCUCCAUCUCCAGGACAGGGUUCAGGAGGAAGCUCUGCUCCAGUGAAGCAACUUUCUUCUGGGCAAAACACACAGGUCACCCAACCGGUUGCAGCAGUUCCAGCCCCUGCAGCCCCAUCAGCCCCUGCAGCUCCCAAAGACGUACUGGAGGCUCUUGAGCAGAGACGGGCAAAGUAUGUGGAGGCGUCGGCUCAGGCUAAAGCCAGCGGAGACGACCGCAAGGCACGAAUGCACGACCGCAUUGCUAAGCAAUACCAGAGCGCCAUCCGAGCUCACAAAGCAGGAAAAGCAGUCGACUUUGAUGAGCUGCCAGUUCCCCCUGGCUUUCCUCCAAUCCCCGGCCACAAGGCAACAGGAGCUGAGCAGGGAUUCGUUGCUGCUCUGGAGGCAGCCAAUAAACUCGCCUCUGCUGAUGCUGCUGGAGCACCAGAUGAAGAAGAUGAUGAGGAGAAAGAAGAGGAGUCGAAGCCUGCUGUUCCAGAAGAGCCAAAGAAGGUCACGUUAGACGUCUCCACCGCAGGUCAUGGACGGAAAAGGACUCCUUCAGCUUCACCCGAAAGAUCAGCUGCUAGGGAUGGACUCUCGCCAACAGCUGUUCAGCAGCUGGAGUUCCUGGAGGGUCGGAAGAAGCAGUACAUGAAGGCGGCGCUGCAGGCGAAGCAGAAGAACGACAUGGAGCAGGCCAAGGUUUUCCUCCGCACCGCCAAAGGCUUCGACCCCAUGAUUGAGGCAGCGCGCAGCGGGAAAUCUGUGGACAUCAGCACGGUGCCGUCGCCCCCUGGUGACGAAGACGACGACUUCAUCCUGGUUCAUCACAGCGACGUUCAGAUCUCGGAGAAAGCCGAGCAGGUUUACACACAGCUGGCCAAGAUCCUCAAAGAGCAGUAUGAGAAAUGCAUGACUCACUCCAAGCAAUUCACGCACCUGGGGAACGUCUCCGAAACUACAAAGUUUGAGAAGAUGGCAGAGAGCUGUAAGAAGAGUCUGGAGGUCCUGAAGCUGGCUCAGUCGAGGGGUCUGCCUCCUCCUAAACAUCACUUUGAAGAGAGAUCGUUUCACACUGUCAGGAUAUUUCCAGAGCUGAGCAGUACUGACAUGGUUGUUGUUAUCGUAAAAGGGAUGAAUCUUCCUGCACCAAGUGGAAUCCAAACAAACGAUCUGGAUGCUUAUGUCAAGUUUGACUUCCCCUACCCCAGCACUGAGCAGCCUCAGAAACACAAAACAGCUGUCAUCAAGAACACUAACUCCCCAGAAUACAACCAGAGCUUCACGCUGUCAAUCAACCGCAACCACCGCGGCUUCAGGAGGGUGGUGACGUCUAAAGGCCUCAAACUGGAGCUGCUGCACAAAGGAGGUUUCCUGCGGAGCGACAAGCCGGUUGGGACGGCCCUCGUGAAGCUGGACAAACUGGAGUCACAGAGUGAAAUCAGGGAAAUCGUAGAGGUGAUGGAUGGUCGUAAGCCCACAGGAGGUCGUGUUGAAGUGAAGAUCCGACUGCGGGAGCCUCUGAGCGGUCAGGACACGCAGACGAGCACCGAGCGCUGGCUUGUGAUCGACCAGUCACAGGUUCUUCUGUAGAUGAAGAUUAAAGACAACUGACAAGAUACAGAUAAAAGGCACUCAAUCAAAAACACUCAGAGGAGGAAGAGGUAGAGAGAGGAAGGCGUUUCAGAUCUGACGAGGACGGUCUGUGGUUCAGAUUGGACUCAGACCUACACGGGUCUUUGACUUUCUAAAACUUUUGCACAUUUGCAAGACACACGAGCUCCCUUUCACACGGCGGUCCACCAGGAGGAGACAGGGAGCUGGUUUACGGUAGGUCAGCUCUGGCUCAGUGACAUGAACCUGGAGACUGCCUCCAGUCUGAGGAGCUGCUGUGAGGUCGUGAUGCCUCAGGCAGACUUCAGGGCAACAAGCUGAAGGCUCUUUGAGAUUUAAGUCAGAGAAAAACAGUUUCCCAAAAUGUUUUCCUCUUGCAUCAGUGUGGCUCCUGGAGGACGGCAGUGUGUCCUGUGCUAAUGUUGAAGGGGCUCAGUGUCGAGCUAACCUGAUCCUGCUGCCCGACAUGACUUAAGUUAAUAUAAUAUAUCAAAGAAUGUGUACAUAUUCCUCAUAUUAUACAGCUCUGGUAUCUAGAACUGCACCUAUGCACUAAUACCAAAGUAAUCACUGUUGCUGUAAAAUCCUGCAUAUUUGAAAGCGCCUUUAGCUGCCAAACCUGCGACAGUGGACGACACGAGAGGUUAAUAUAUGUGACAAGACAGAAAUUGUCAGGGUUUUUUUUUUUUUCUUUUUUUCUUUCUAUUGUUUUCCAAACAAUUCAUCUGCUUCUCAGUGUGAAAACAUCAGGCAGACGCAGCACCCUCACAGAUGUGUUACAGGAGUAAGCCAAGAAAUCAAGCUACUAUACAAGGUACGAUUAUAGAAUUAUUUUAAAAAACCACACUCCCUUUUUGGCACCUUUCACUUUGAUAAAUCUUUAAACUGUUCUCUUAUUUAUCUGUGGCUUUAGGUGUGUUAGAUUUUCUUUGGUCUUGUCUUGUUUACACUGAACAACACAAAUCUGAGCGAAGUUUGUGAGAAGUUUCAGUCUAAGAGAGAAAGCUAUUUAUUUUAUCUUAAGACAGAUUCAUUAUUUAACAGAUGAUUAUGUUAAAAAAGUCAUUUCUAAGUACACACCAUCUACUCGACCAUAAUAUCAUCCUUUUGGGAAAUUCAUUGAAUUCAUUUGAUGAGCAUAUGAAGCUGGAGUCAAUUAGCUUAGCUUAGCAUAAAGUUCAAAAGCACACCCACCAACACCUCUGAUGCUCACUGACUGACACGUUAAAUUUAAUUUGUUAAAUCUGUACAGACUGAGCAGGUGAGCGAAAAAAAAAUGUAAACGUGUGGAACCAUCUUUGAAAACUAUGCAUCAGUUCUGUAACUUGGGAUUAAUCCCUUUGUGCUUUAAAGGGUCAGUUCACCCAAAUUACAAAACGAAAUUUAACAAAUAGUUUGUAACACAUUACAAUGUAGUUAAAAGUAGUGGUGUAUUUGUCAACAACUAACCUCUUCUGUAUGCAUCCAGAAGUGGAGGCAAUAAAAUUACAAUAUAGUAAAACAGUUAUAAUAUUUUUAAAAAAGUAUCAUAGAAGACUGCACAGUAGAAUUUAGCCUCUUCCAAUCACGUUAAUAACGUAGUUUGUCAUUUAUUUUCAGACCAAUGACCAGACGAGCACGACACUGGCACUAAUAGAAACUACAGCACUUAACCAUUUUGUUCCGAACAGAAGUUUAAGUAAAAACAACACAGUGAAAAUAUUAAUACUAUUUUCUAUCAUUCAGUGAGUGUUAAUUAAAUAAAUCACUGUUGUUUCACAUUCACAGCGCACUUAACGUUACCUGUAGGUAACCUGCUACAGGUCACAGGAUACAGUGUAACACUGGUGGAGGGCUGAGGCCGAGCACUCGUCUGUUUUACGUUUUCAAACCGUCUCAACUUCUUACUUCAACACAGUGGAUGAACAUUUAAAGUGAAAGAUCCGAUAAGGGAUCCAAAAUGUUACCUGCUGCUAGAACUCAUCCCUCGCUUUAGCCUCUUUCAGCAUAUUGUUUUGGUACCUACACCAAACAACAGACACGUUCAGAGACGAGCUGGUGAACAUAGUAGAGACCAAAAAUAGAGCUAAAAGAGAGAACAUAAAUUUGUCAGAAACUAAACUGGCCAAAUAAAAUCUAUUAAUAAAGCUGUAAGUGAGAAAAUUGAGACAAGAUGUGAUUUUUAAAUAGUGAACUGACCCUUUAAAGUUUCAACUACAGCAUUGAAACAAAUGCUGACAAAAGAAGCCAUAAACAUACUGAGCCAACUACAUGAAUCCCAUUUCCAACAGGUUUACCUCAACUUUGUCUGCAACAUGAUUUAGUUGCCAAACGUUACAGUGGUCACAACAUUUCGUUUCUCUUCUUUGUUUUUAUUCUGUGCAGCACUAUUUUAAGAAAACAUCAUGAAUCAGUGCAACUGACAACUGACAUUAAGUUAACUAAAAACAUUGUCCUAAUUGUAACUAAUUAAAGCACAUUGUCACCAAUCAUUUUA